CUCGAGUGAUUGGCGGGUUCUUGUUUGCCCCUUAGUUUAUAUGCUGUUGAAUGCCGUUCAAAGCUUCUGUAGAUUCCAACGAGUAUCAUACGGAUCAUACGCAAUGAGGAUCACUAUAAUAUGUAUUCUCUCCGUGAUUGGAGCAGUAUACUCUACAGUACAGCGUGGCAAACAAAACUUUCCUAUGCUGAGAGGAGUUAACAGAUCUGGAACAGAAUACGCUUGUAUCAAAGGCGAUGGUAUCUUUGACAGUCCCUAUGACGAUGCAACGAUUGAAAACAUGAAGAAAUGGAACAUAAACAUCGUGCGUGUUCCACUCAAUGAGGGAUGCUGGUUUGCUAGAUGGGUCCCUCGUGCUGAAUACGCGGGAGAUAAUUAUCAAACUAAAAUAAAAGAAUGGGUGCAAAAACUCAGAGGACAUGGUUUGUACGUUAUUGUUGAGCUCCAUUGGACUGAAGGCUUGUACAAAGGACCCGCCCAAGGCGCUUGCUACGAAUAUGGUGCAAAAUGUCAAAAGCCAAUGCCAAACCAGGAGGUUUCAAUAGACUUUUGGAAAGAUGUAGCUAAUAUGUUCAAAGGCGAUGAAGGGAUAAUAUUCGACCUCUUUAACGAACCAUUCCCUGACAGAGCUAUAGAAGACCGUGACCAAGCCUGGCGUUGCUGGAAAAACGGUGGUGAUGAUUGUCCUGGUUUCGAAUAUAGAGUAGCAGGCAUGCAAGACUUGGUGUAUGCUGUCCGUAACACUGGAGCGAAGAACCUUAUUAUGCUCGGUGGACUGAACUUUGCAAACGAUUUGGAAGGCUGGACAAAUUAUCUUCCCUAUGAUCCUGCAUACAACGUUGCUGCUUCCAUGCAUAGCUACAACUUCAACUCUUGCAUCGACAAAAAAUGUUGGGACAAGGGAAUUGGAACGAUUAUCAAGACACAUCCCGUUAUUGUCGGAGAGAUUGGAGAAAAUGAUUGUUCUCAUCAGUACAUUGAUAAAUUGAUGCCUUAUCUGGAAGAAAGAGGAAUCAGUUACCUUGGGUGGACGUGGAACAACUGGAAUUGUAAGGACGGCCCUUCCCUGGUCAAAAACUAUGAUGGAGAACCAACUAAAUUCGGAAUCGGAUUUAAAAACUUCUUGGCAAAGGUUGCACACCAAUAAACGUAAUAUUUGUUAUGUGCUUUGUGAUAAUUCAUAAACAAAUCAAUUAAAAUAAUUAUAUCUCA
This is a messenger RNA of Macrosteles quadrilineatus (aster leafhopper), 1212 nucleotides long. Its product is annotated as endoglucanase-like. The record is from RefSeq and is a predicted model, not a curated record. Gene Ontology annotation, molecular function: hydrolase activity, hydrolyzing O-glycosyl compounds. Gene Ontology annotation, biological process: glucan catabolic process. The transcript is spliced from 2 exons. NCBI's taxonomy places the organism in Eukaryota, Metazoa, Arthropoda, Insecta, Hemiptera, Cicadellidae. The coding region runs from base 41 to 1147 and encodes 368 amino acids.